AUGUUGAAUCGUGUCCCAAAAGCCUCGAGGCUUUCAAGCCCUUGCCCAACGGCAUAUCUUACGACUCUUCACGACGUCGACCUCUUCUACCCUCGCCAUAUUUCUACCUUGUACCCUUCGACUUGCGAGUGUGCUUCAUUGCCAAGAGUCGGAAGUCCUGUCACCCAAGACCCGCCGCUAGCUCCCUUAGCCUUCCCUAAACCCUCUAGGGACGACGUCAUGCCUUUGAACGUACACCCAAUAUAUCUCCUUGCUCUCCUUGCCAUCUGGCCUAAAUUCUUACAUGCACUGCCCGGAUCGGAAAUCUGGAACGCAUUUGUCUCUAAAAUUAGCACUCCAGAUUGGUUUGCCCAAAGCCAACCAUCAAUACAACCUAGAGAACUGGAGAAACGAGAUGGGACGAACUACAACCCAGAUGGGACACCCUUCCUCUGGCUACCUGAAGACGACUACUCUGGGAAGAGUUUCUUCGACAACUUUGACUUCUUUAGCUGGAGAGACCCGACUGAGGGGAUGGUAAACUAUGUCAAUCGAACAACGGCUUUUGCGAGAAACCUUGCAUACGUUACAGACGACAAUAAGGUUGUGAUGAGGACGGAUAAUACGUCGACCUUAGAGCGUGGCUCGUAUCGAGAUAGUGUCCGAAUAAAUACCAAGAAGACCUACACUACAGGCCUGUUUAUCUUGGACCUUGAUAAAGCGCCAUAUGGCUGCGGUAAAAUUUCGAUUUGGCCAGCAUUCUGGUCCACUGGGUUCGAUUGGCCGACAGAGGGAGAAAUAGAUAUAUUGGAAGGUGUCCACGAUAACGAACACAACCAGAUUGCAUGGCAUACAACGCAAGGAUGCUUCUAUGACCAAAACGCGACAUUUACGGGCACAAUACCUCUACACGACGGUGUACCCAGCACAGAUUGCUGGAACGAAACCAACCAAAACAGUGGUUGCGAUGUCGUCGAAUGGAGUAGGGCAUCCUACGGCCCCUUCUUCGAGGCUCAAGGAGGAGGAGUAUUGGCGAUGAAGUGGGACGAGAACGACAUUUCCAUCUGGUCAUUCUUCCGUGCUGCAAUUCCAAAAGACAUCACGUCCGGCACUCCGAACCCGUCUGAGUGGGGUCUCCCCUCGGCGAGGCUGAUGAACACCAUGUGCGAUAUUCCCAAGCACUUUGCACGCCACACAGUUAUAUCACGCUUUGUGGUGCUUGGGCUGGGGCCUCUUAUGCUACGUCAGGAUGCCCUGGAACGUGUGACGAACGCCUGA
Cyclocybe aegerita is the source of this 1257-nucleotide messenger RNA. The record is from the annotation of a GenBank genome assembly. NCBI's taxonomy places the organism in Eukaryota, Fungi, Basidiomycota, Agaricomycetes, Agaricales, Hemipholiotaceae.